Chrysoperla carnea is the source of this 3545-nucleotide messenger RNA. RefSeq names its product serine-rich adhesin for platelets-like. Lineage: Eukaryota; Metazoa; Arthropoda; Insecta; Neuroptera; Chrysopidae. The transcript has 2 exons. Bases 646 to 2880 code for a protein of 744 amino acids. The record is from RefSeq and is a predicted model, not a curated record.
AGUACUACACUAGUACACUAGUACACUACGUACACUACGAGUGUGUUGUAAGUUAGUCCAACCUUAACGUGAAUCUGACUCUGAGAGUGAGAACAAGAACAAACUGUCAUUUGGAUUGGAUUCGAUUGGAUUUUAUUUUGUAUUAAGAAAAAGAAACGAGAUUUAAUACAUUAAUUAAUAAAGAUGCGAUUACGAUUUAAAAUUAAUACUUCCAUUAUAAUUGAAACUUAAAAGAAGUGAUGAAUGUAUCAAGCAAUAAGAAAAAUACCAGCAAAAGCAACAAAGUGCUUACCUAAGUGCUUCAAGUUGAAGUUGAAGUGUAACUGUUUUGUGUUGUGUUGUGUUAAGUGCAACACAAGUUCUUAAAAUAAAAAAUACAAGUUCUUGAAUAUCAAUCAUGACAUGAGAUCAUCUAGUUUCUUUCUAAUACCAUCAAUUCUAAUUCUAAAUUAAAUCAUUGCAUUGUUUUUAUUCUUUUGGUGGGUUUGCUAGCUAAUCAAAAUAACUUUUUAUUGGUUAUACACGAUUCUCAAGAUACAGAUACAGAUACAGAUACACGGUACAGUAUACAGAUACAGAUUCAGAUUCAGAAACACGACGACGAUUCACGAUAAUAACACUCAAAAUCAGGUGGCAGAUUUAAAUAUGGAGAUCGAUUUUGAUUUUGAAUUAAAUGCUGAAUCCGAUCAUUCGGAUAUGGGAGUUCAUUGUUUAAAUGAAUCUUGGUUUUUAUAUUUACGAGAUAGCGAUCAUAAAAUUACUACAAAAACAACAGCUCCUUGUAAAAAAGAGGCGCGUUUAGAUGUGCAUGUAGGAGAUCACAAAGAACAGUCACAGUCAACAUCAACAUCAACAUACUCAGAUCUAAAUAUAUUUGGCACGAUACCAAUAUUAGAAUCAUUCUCAGCAUUAUCGUGUAUAAUACGACCAACAGCAACUAAAUACAACUCAACCUCUUCAUCGAUUUCAUUCUCCAGUUCCAGUUCAUCGUCCAGUUCUUCGUCUAGUUCAUCGACAUCGUCCACACUGAACGAUGCGUCUGUUAAUUGUUACAACAAUGUAAUAGCAUGUUUAGAAAUACCUAGUUACACCGGUUCUGGGACAUCAUCUCUAGCGAAAUCAUCACGAAAACGACCCUUAAUCAAUUAUUCAGAAAGUGAACAUGAUAGUGCGUUCUCAAGUCAUUCCCCUUCGACGGCAUCAUCGAGUAGUUACAACCAAGAUUUAGAUACAACAAUUACUGAUAUUCAACAGACAAUACCAACACCAACAUCAACACUAAACUCAUCUUCAUCGGACAAGUUAGAGAAGUCAUCUACGUCUACGUCUACAUCUACAUCUAGUAAAAAACGUUUUCAAGCAUCAUCCAAUCAUCCGUCACCGUCACCAUCUUUAAGUUCGACUUCAUCUUUAAGUUCAAGUUCAACUAGUAAACGAACAACUAGUUCAACUAGCAGUACAAGUAGUACGACGAAUACGAAUACGAACAUAAACACGAACACGAACACGAAUAGUUCAGGACAUGUCGUGGAACGGGAACGAGAACGAGAACGAGAACGUAAAACAACAAUCGUUAAUGUUAAUGUUAAUGUUAAUCCACGAUUAAGUCGUAGUCGUGACACUCGCGACACAAUCAAUCUACCUCAAGAAAAUAAACAAUCUCCCUGUGAUAAUAUAACUGUAACUGUUACUGAAUCUAGUUCAGUAUCAGGUCUAGCUGGUCUAGCAGGUCUAGUUGAGCAACCAACUGCAUGCCGAACACGAACUGAAUUAAUUGCGCUCAAAGGAAGUACUCCCACUGUUGAAAUUCUACAGGAUGCUGUCUCAACGGUCGUUGAGACAUUAUUAGAAACAGCUGGAUCACCAACAAAACCAACGGAUGAACCAGCUCUGCCCGACGAUGACAGCGACGUUAAACCGACGUUCUUAGAAAACACACAAAUCAAAGUUGAACAAACGCAAACGCCUCUAAGUAGUCCGGGUCAUUCAAUAGGUCAGAGUCAGGGUCAGGGUCAGAGUAAAGGCCCUGUAAGUGAAUCGAUCAGUUUAAUAAAUAUCUCAGUGGAUGAACUCAGUAUAGAUAAAUUAAAAUUAAAACAUCCAAGUUUGUUUACACACCACGAAGAUGUUGAACCAGCGAAGAAAUUCGUUAAAUACGAUCCAUUUAUAACGGAAACGGAUAUUAUUUAUGGUGACGAGGAUAGUUUAGAACAGAACAAACAGAAAAUAGUUAAGUUUAAAUAUUCGCCAUUUGAAUCCAGAUCGAACGAAGAUCGAACUUCGAAUUUAUUUAUAAUGAAAUUAGAGGAAACAAUUGAUGCGCCUGAACCGUUACCUUGUGGGAUUUACGAAAUCGAAGCGACGAAACCAUUCUAUCGUAUCAAAGCCGAUCCAGGGAUCUACGACGAACGGACAGCGACGAACGAUUUGGAUGAUGAUAACGAUUGGAAGUUAACGAAACUAGCAACAUUCGAUUUUGAUAUCGAACAAGAAGAAAGUGCACCACGAACGCCUCAAACGCCCGAGUGCAUGAAAUGUGUUGUGCAUGAAACCGAUGAAGAGUUUACCUUUGUAAAUAUGUUUAGUGGACUCUAUGACAUUGAGAGCGCUGCCCUUCCCGACGACUCUCGCUGCUCUGUUCAAUUGAGCAACUUACCACAAUUGAAUGGUUUACAAUUCAGACAAUUAGUUUCAAAACCGCAUGCACGUUCGAAAGUUGGGAACGCGAUCACACCGAACUUGUUGCAAGACUUCCAAAUGAACAGCACUUUAAAACAAUGUUUGAACAACUUGAACCAUUUGAAUCGAUCGCGCACCGUCAACCACAACAACAACAAUAACAAUACUUCUCAGCUGCGGGCUUCUCAAAUGCGUCCAUAAUUCGAAUUUGUAAGUGCGGAUUUAUCAACGAAUAAUCCGCACUUACACCCAAUUGUUAUGAAUGAUAUUGCUAAUAAUAUUACGUAUAUUAUUAUCUAAAUUAUAUUACUUAAAUAUAGUAAAACCACUUCAAACACAAACCAUACAAACUUUAUAACGAUAACGAUAACGAUAACUAUAACAAUAACUAUAACGGUAACGCAACGCAACGCAACGAAAUGCUUCGCGUCGCAUCAUGUCUUCUUAAAGACAUCUACAUAUUGACAGUACGUAACUAAUUCAAAUCGUUCAUGAAUGGCUAAUUCUAAGACAUUAAACAUUUUUUUUUUUUUUUCAAUAAUUAUCGAGAACGAAAUUUUUUAUUUUGUCCUUCCUGUGAACCCCCUCAAAAUGUUGUCGAUUAAAAUCAAAAGUAGCCAUUCGCUAGGCAACAAUCACGCUGAAGGAACAACGAUUAUGAGAUAACCAAUCACAGUCCUAUCAAGUUAGGUGAAAUUUACUCAAGUUUUUUGGUUCAGCAAUGCCAUCUAUGCCAAACUUUAGUUUUUGAUCAAAAUUUUCAUAUGUGCAGAAAAAAAGGUGAUUUUAGGAAAAAUUCACACUUUUCCAUGUUUUUGCACAAUUUUUUUUCUAUUUACUCGAUAACUAUACUUUUUAGAUAAAAA